Messenger RNA from Phytomonas sp. EM1, 867 nucleotides. The record is from the annotation of a GenBank genome assembly. NCBI's taxonomy places the organism in Eukaryota, Euglenozoa, Kinetoplastea, Trypanosomatida, Trypanosomatidae.
GUACAUAAAAGGGUACAUAUACAUAUAAUAUUAAUAGUAGUAAUGCAUAAUGCCCCUCAAGAAGACAUUCCAAAGCAGUAAUGUGACCCCGGCAGGAGGCGGCCUGGCUUAUUCUUGCAAGCGCCAACCACAGAACACUACUAUUAAACCCAGGUUGCUUCCUGCCCAAGUUCAGCAGGAGCUCAUGACCAUUCUUAGCGAGCGCGAAGAGUUAGAGCAGGAACUAGCUCAAGUGGAUGAGACUAUUUAUGAUCUCGAGAGUGUCUUUCUUAAACAAUGUGUGGCUUUUGGUGGCUCAUUAUUCGAUGGAUACGGACCAGAACGAGAGUCGCUAUUGCACAAGGGAAUCAACAUUGUGUUUCCUUCCACUACAGAUAGUUCUGACCCCACCGCACCCAGUUUGUCAUCUCCCAUGGCCCCCUCUUUGAGCGUGCCCCAUGAGGACUCAGGGUAUGCUUUUCGGUCCCGACUGCAUUCCUUUACACCCAUUGAGCGUAUUUUUUCUACCUCAUCUGUGGGAACGCUCGGGCGAGUCGAGCGAAUCAAAUCUUUACGCACAGUUCGAGGUGAUUUAGAAUCCACUAAGAUGCAUCGGCGUCGUAGAAAAUGCGUAGACAAUCGCUAUGAAAGCCAGAGCGAAAGCAGCAUUGACUGCAAUAUUGGUGAAACUAACAGUGAUAGUUAUCAAAAUAUGCCUCACGAUAAAAAGAGUUGAGGGUAAAGUUACUCCAUGUUUCUUCAUAGGAGGUCUAAUUUUUGAAGGAUUCAUUGACUUCCUUAUUGGCAUAUUUGUGCGGAAUCGUCAAUGUUGCAGGCUGUUUGAACUCUUCACUACUGUCUGACCAAGCUUAUGUAUCGAUUUUCUUU